Molecule: messenger RNA, 1008 nt
Organism: Fusarium mangiferae
Lineage: Eukaryota; Fungi; Ascomycota; Sordariomycetes; Hypocreales; Nectriaceae
Exons: 3
Coding region: 1-1008 (335 amino acids)
Source: RefSeq, a predicted model, not a curated record
AUGAGAUGCGUCACUUACGAGAUCGACCCUCAGGGCGCGAUUGAGGUCAUUCUCCAAGACCCUGAUACCCAACGCACCAGCCCCACACUAACAACGCCCAUACAAACUCAGCCAACGCCACAACAACGCAAUGUCAAGUCCGUGAAAGUGAAGAAGGGCGAAGAGGAGGAGGAACAGGACACUCCUCGGCGGGAUGACAAGGAAGUCCAGAUUCGAAUGCGCGUUUCCAGCCACCAUCUGUCUCUCGCAUCUCCAGUCUUGUCCUCUUUACUGCAGCAGUCUGCAGAGGCCAACGAGAUAUACCUCACGGGAUGGGACGCAAAGGCUUUGGCCACCGUGUUGAACGUCAUUCACGGCCGAAACGCCCAAAUCCCCCGGAAUGUCAAUUUCGAGUUCCUUACCCAAGUUGCUUCUAUUGUCCACCAUCUUAAAUGCACCGAAGCGGUGCAACUCUUGUCCGCGUUCUGGCUCUCGACUUUGGAACAAGACACUGUGACUUGCUUUAACAGCAAUUGUAUAUUGUGGUUGUUUAACUCGUGGGUGUUUUCCUGGGGAAAGGAGUUUUCGCAUUGCGCGCAAUUGGUCCUUUCACAUUACAGAGGCCCUGAUACGGUCAUCUUGCGCGAUCUUCCCUUGACUGAAGUCCUUGAUAAAAUUGACGGGAUGAGAAUCGUCUUGAUAAAGAAGGUCUUUACAGCCCUCGAGAACCUGGAGCAGACCCUCUCCACCGAACGUGGUUGUCCAGAGGCUGGGUAUGUGCAAUGUACUGCUAUGGCACUUGGUGCGUUGAUACGGGGAAAGCGAACGUUUCGAAAUGUUGAGGAACCGUACAACGGGCUCAGUAUACGGCAAGUCAUGGAAGUACUGGGUGACUUUCCUCGGAUGGCAGCUGCGUGUCCUGAUGCGAAUCAUGGCCAGAACUGCACUGUGUAUGCAAGGCUGAGGCCGGUCAUCGAGGGAGUCGAGGGGGAAAUUGAGGAUAUUGAGUUGAGCUACUUUCAGUCCUGA